GGCUCGUGGAUCAUUUAAAUAAAUGAUGGCUACUUUCAAUUUCAAUGUAGGUGUGCUUGGUCACGUUGAUAGUGGAAAAACUAGUUUAUCCAAAGCACUGAGCACGGUUGAGAGCACCGCAAGCUUUGACAAGAAUCCCCAGAGCAGGGAGCGCGGCAUUACUCUUGAUUUAGGCUUUUCCUCAUUCUCUGUCGACAUCCCUGAGCAUCUUCGAGCGGCGGCACCAACAUGUCAACGACUUCAGUAUACUCUGGUGGAUUGUCCUGGGCAUGCCUCUUUGAUACGAACAAUAAUUGGAGGAGCACAGAUAAUAGACUUGAUGAUCCUGGUGGUGGAUAUCACGAAAGGUGUCCAGACACAGACUGCAGAGUGCCUAGUUAUAGGGGAGAUCACCUGUGAUCACAUGAUUGUUGUCCUGAAUAAAGUAGACCUCGUGCCACAAGAAAAACGAGAUGCUCAAGUGGAAAAGAUGAAGAAAAGAAUGCACAAAACCUUAGAAUCUACAAAGUUCAAGGGAUGUCCAAUUUGCGCUGUAGCAGCCAAACCAGGCGGGUCUGAGGGAAAUGGAUCUGAAAGUUUUGGACUCGCUGAGUUAAUAUCCAUUCUGAGUGACAAUACUUACCUCCCUAAGCGAGAGAGCUCUGGUCCGUUCAUCUUCUCAGUGGAUCAUUGCUUCUCCAUCCGAGGCCAGGGCACCGUGAUGACUGGCACAACCUUGAGUGGCUCUGUGGUCAUCAAUGAUACCAUUGAAAUCCCAUCUAUGAAAGUCACUAAAAAAGUCAAGUCUAUUCAGAUGUUUAAAAAGCCAGUGGAUUCCAUUAUUCAGGGAGACAGAGCAGGGAUCUGUGUGACCCAGUUUGAUCCCAAGCAUCUGGAGAGGGGUCUGGUAUGUACCCCUGGGGCUCUCCCUACAAUAUAUGGGGGAAUUAUAAGUGUAGAAAAAAUAGGAUACUACAAAGGACUGGUCAAUUCUAAAGCCAAGUUCCACAUCACCUCAGGGCAUGAAACAGUGAUGGGAAAGGUAUCAUUCUUUGGACUUUACGAACAAGAUUCAGCAGGGAAUAACGACGAGUUUGAUUUUGAUAAAGACUACGUGUAUCAGGAAGAGCUAUUUAGAAAAUCUAGCAGUGGAGAAGGUGAAGACCCCCAUCCAGUCAAACAGUUUGCAGUUAUCGAGUAUGAACGACCAGUCACAUGUCCUGAGCGCUGCCUUGUGAUUGGCUCUAAGCUGGACACUGACAUUCAUGCCAACAUGUGUCGACUGGCGUUCCAUGGCCGUCUGUUGGUGGGGUUCCAAGACUCACAGUACCAACAGGCCGUGCUGCCCAAAGUACGAGUUUACAAAACCAAAGUUCGGGAAGGGUUAGUAGAACGCUGUAAUGAUGAGUACACUGUGAUCGGCAAAAACCUGUUCAAAAAAGAGACCAACAUCCAAAACUUUGCAGGCAUGAAGGUGGCUCUAUCGUCAGGGGAACAGGGAGUCAUUGAGGGAGGGUUUGGUCAGAGUGGGAAAGUGAAAAUCAGAAUUCCAGACGGUGUCAAGCCAGACACCUAUCAGAGGUACAGUGGAGGAUCCAAGAAAAAAGCACCAAAAGCAGAGGACACGCCAUCAGAUCAUCAGCCAAUCAAAAUUAGUUUGACAUUUAAGCGUUAUAUGUAUGAUCCAGAGAGAAAAAUGAAGCAAACAUAGUUAAACAUGUACAUGUAUUGCAAUUUUGAUAAAAAAAAAUUCUUGGCUUAAAAUAUUUUAAAACAUAUAUAUAAUUAUAUACAUUCUUUACCGACAUAUUUAUUAUUCUUGUUUUUUAAUUUACUGGCCGAUAAACAGCUGAAGGCAAGAUUUUAUGUACAAUUGUACCGAUAUUUUAUUUAAUACUACAGUCAAACUUUGUUACCUCGAACAAAAUUGGACUGUUUAAAAACUUCAAGAUAACCGAGUAUUCGAGAUAUUAAGCUUACGGUAAAAUACUUAAGAAAUAGGUGGUUUGGACUUACAAAUCAUUGCGACAUAUCCAUUGUAUUCAGGAUAUCAUACAGAGAAACAGCUGUUGGCCGGAUUCUUUCUACCUGGGUAUUCUUACUUUUUAAUAUGCUUAACUGGCAGGGAAUCAGUUUUUGGCAAAAUUCCUUCGCAUUACAAUUUUCAAAUCGUGGGUACUGUUUUAUAUUGAUAUAUAUAUAUAUAACUGAUUUGUUAUAAAUUCAAAAAA
This is a messenger RNA of Magallana angulata, 2210 nucleotides long. Its product is annotated as selenocysteine-specific elongation factor-like. The record is from RefSeq and is a predicted model, not a curated record. The transcript is spliced from 7 exons. Gene Ontology annotation, molecular function: GTPase activity; GTP binding; translation elongation factor activity. NCBI's taxonomy places the organism in Eukaryota, Metazoa, Mollusca, Bivalvia, Ostreida, Ostreidae. Gene Ontology annotation, biological process: selenocysteine incorporation. The coding region runs from base 23 to 1690 and encodes 555 amino acids.